Molecule: messenger RNA, 429 nt
Organism: Cylindrotheca closterium
Lineage: Eukaryota; Bacillariophyta; Bacillariophyceae; Bacillariales; Bacillariaceae
Source: the annotation of a GenBank genome assembly
AUGAUCAGAAAGAGCAGUCAGAGGGGAGCGUUUGAGGAGCUGACCAUGCAAGUCGACCAAAAGGCGUGCAAAAGGGCUGUUUGUGCGGGCGUCAUUCAUCCAUUUCUCAGUGGGUGUGUUGUCAGUGCGGUUGAGCAGAACUGGAAAUUGGGAAAAUCCGUUGGGGAAUUUGUGGGCCAGGCCUGGAUGGGCAUGGGAAGUUCCUUCAAGGCGGACAACUGUGGCAACUUCCUGGAGAAAGGCUACCAAGAACUCAAGGCUGUUGAUGUGGACGUAGUUGGGGUUGCUGGCUUUCAGUUUUGUACCAGCAACAAUAUCUGGGCUCCAAACGAUGCGGAACCAAAAGAGAAGUUUGUCAGAAUAGGCGCCUCCUCCAAGGAAGCUAGUGUUAGAACAAAGCAAAAUGUGCUCUAUCGUGAGUGCCUUUAG